AUGAGUUCGAUUCCCCCGGAGAACCUGCUCAUGGGGGUUCCCAAGAAGGGAAGGUUGCACGAGCAAUGCAUGAAGCUGCUGGUACAAGGAGCAGGACUGGAGCACAAGCGACCUGAGCGUCUCGACAUCGCUCACUGCACAGACCUUCCGGUCACGCUCGUGUUCCUUCCCGCACACGACAUUGCUACUUACGUGGCGGAGGGAAACGUCGACAUGGGGAUCACUGGGAUGGACGUCAUCGAAGAGACGGAGCCGCAGAACAAGGACCUCUCGAUCGUUGCCAAGCUCGGCUUCGGGCAGUGCAAACUCGCGGUGCAGGCGCCUGCAGCGGAGGGGCUGAAGGAUGCUUCUGUGCUCGCAGGCAAGCGAGUGGUGACGUCAUUCCCGGCGAUCGCAGAGAAAUACUUCAGCAAGUACGAGAAUGACAGCACUGGCAAGACGAAGAUCAAGUUUGUCAGCGGGAGUGUGGAGGCGGCGUGCGGGUUGGGCCUGGCAGACGCUGUGGUUGACCUGGUUGAGACGGGAACUACCAUGAGAGCGGCUGGACUCGAGAUAGUGGAGACCAUCAUGGAGACAGAGGCUGUUCUGAUCAAGAACGUCAACACCCCUUAUCCUGCCCUUGUUGAGACUAUCAAGAAGAGGAUAGAGGGAUAUCAAACGGCAACCAAGUAUCAGAUGAUCCAGUACAACGUGCAGCGUGAGAACCUUGAAAAGGCGCUUGCAAUCACCCCAGGCAAGCGAAGCCCGACGGUGUCGGCGCUGGAGGAGAGCGGAUGGUGUGCGGUCUCUGCACUGGUGCACAAGAAAGACGCGGCGAAGAUCAUGGACGAGCUCGAGCGCGUGGGAGCAGAUUCGAUCCUUAUCUUCUCCAUCAGCAACUCCCGCAUGUGAAGUAUGAGAGGAGAAGCAGGUGGCCAGGAGGGAGGAAGAGGGUUGAAGGAGCGGAGGGUUCGGACAUACUUGGGGGAGGGGCCUCUUCAAUCCUCCUGGGAGAGGGAGGAGGAGGAGGAGGAGGAGGAGGAGGAGAUGAACGAGGAAGGUGGAGCAUCUUCAAACAGCAGCGCAGGCUCUUGUCCAGUCAAACUGGGUAAAGUUUGUAAAGAGCAAGUGAAAUC
Molecule: messenger RNA, 1115 nt
Organism: Guillardia theta CCMP2712
Lineage: Eukaryota; Cryptophyceae; Pyrenomonadales; Geminigeraceae
Exons: 10
Coding region: 1-891 (296 amino acids)
Biological process (GO): L-histidine biosynthetic process
Cellular component (GO): cytoplasm
Molecular function (GO): magnesium ion binding; ATP phosphoribosyltransferase activity
Source: RefSeq, a predicted model, not a curated record